Molecule: messenger RNA, 2159 nt
Organism: Sinocyclocheilus anshuiensis
Lineage: Eukaryota; Metazoa; Chordata; Actinopteri; Cypriniformes; Cyprinidae
Product: gamma-aminobutyric acid receptor subunit alpha-5-like
Exons: 10
Coding region: 154-1569 (471 amino acids)
Biological process (GO): monoatomic ion transmembrane transport
Cellular component (GO): membrane
Molecular function (GO): extracellular ligand-gated monoatomic ion channel activity; GABA-A receptor activity
Source: RefSeq, a predicted model, not a curated record
UUUUUUUGUUAGUUUUUUUGUUUACUGAUCAUCCUAUUUUAUGCUUUUUGUAAGCACCACAAAACUUUGUCUUUCCCUGUUAAUUUUCUUUUUAAAUUAAAGUGUGCAUAAUUCAGUUUCCCUGAAGAAUGGUCAGAUUAUCAUAGUGCUGGAAUGAACUCCCUAUCCUGGACUUUUGCAGGUAUGGGAUAUGGACCACAUUGCAGCGCUAAAAUGAGAAGUCUGUGGGUCGGUGUUUUGUUCAUGACUUUCACCUGCCAUCUGAGCCUUUCCCAGACUACUACAGGGAUUCCUAAAGAGUCAGAGCUCAAUGAUAACAUCACAGUUUUCACACGAAUCCUGGAUGGAUUGCUGGAUGGCUACGAUAACAGACUGCGACCUGGGCUUGGAGAGAAAGUGACAGAAAUAAAAACCAACAUCUUUGUGACCAGCUUUGGACCAGUGUCAGAUACUGAGAUGGAAUACACCAUUGAUGUGUUUUUCCGUCAAAGCUGGAAGGAUGAACGUUUGUGUUUCAAGGGGCCGAUGGAGAUGCUACCUCUGAAUAACCUGCUGGCCAGUAAUAUCUGGACACCAGACACCUUUUUCCUUAAUGGCAAAAAAUCCAUUGCUCACAACAUGACAACGCCCAACAAGCUUCUGAGACUGAAGGAUGAUGGGACAUUGCUGUACACCAUGAGAUUGACCAUAUCAGCGGAGUGUCCCAUGCAGUUGGAGGAUUUCCCUAUGGAUACUCAUGCCUGCCCACUCAAAUUUGGCAGCUAUGCCUACCCUAUCUCAGAAGUGGUGUAUAAGUGGACUAAAGGCCCUGGCAUGUCUGUGGUAGUGGCAGAGGAAGGGUCACGUCUUAACCAAUACCAUCUGAUCGGCCACACUGUCGGUACGGAAGAUAUCAGCUCAAGCAGAGGUCAAUACACAGUCAUGAUGGCCCAUUUCUACCUGAAGAGGAAGAUCGGUUACUUUGUGAUUCAGACCUACAUGCCCUGUUUCAUGACUGUCAUUCUGUCCCAAGUCUCAUUCUGGCUCAACCGUGAAUCUGUCCCUGCCAGGACGCAAGUUUUUGGUGUGACCACAGUGUUGACCAUGACCACCCUCAGCAUCAGCGCCCGCAACUCUCUGCCCAAAGUAGCAUAUGCCACUGCAAUGGAUUGGUUCAUCGCUGUUUGCUAUGCCUUUGUGUUCUCUGCGCUUAUUGAGUUUGCCACAGUCAACUACUUCACCAAACGCAGCUGGGCUUGGGAUGGAAAGAAGGCCUUGGAGGCUCAGCAGCCUAAAAAAAAAGACCCACUAGCACUCUCCAAAAAGCCCAACAAUGCCUGUUCGUCUGGAGUUAACUUCACCUCCAACAUCACGAAGGAUGCUGCUAUCUCAACCAUCUCCAACAGCACCACUGUCCAGUUGAAAAGCGCCGAGACCAAGCCUGCAAUGGACCCCAAAAAGACCUACAACAGCGUCAGCAAAAUUGACAAGAUGUCCCGGAUUGUGUUCCCGGUCCUCUUUGGGACAUUCAACUUGGUCUACUGGGCCACAUACCUCAACAGGGAACCGGUUAUUAAAGGAGCCGUUUAGCCCACACAAAAUCCCCGACACCACCGCGACAUUCCAUGCACAACCUCUUUUUCUUCUCCACUUCAGUAUUCAAUGACAAGCUGACCCUGCAAAAAACGAUGCCGAGUACUUAUUUACUGCACCUCUCACUUCGCUAAUCUAUAAGAGGAGUGCUCCUGUUGAAGUUUCCUCCUGAUAUCAUAAAUUGCAUGAUCAAUUCAAAGCUCUAUGGGAAUAUAAUUGCCAUAUCUGCCUUGACUUCCUACUUUAUAUUUAUUUCCCUGGUUUCCACUGGUUAUCGCAAUCAUCUUUCAAUGAAUUGAGCGCCUCACAGGCUACCAUUUCAGUCAUGAAGUUUCCAAGGGACGUGAACAAAAAUGAACGCAUUUGGCAUCAACAUUUAUCACAGUAUAAAAAAAAGAUUUAUGAAAAUAAGUACAGCAAGGCCAAAUGCUAUGCAAAAACCAUUUUCUACUAUGUUGCAAUGGGUAAUUGCUUAUAAUGAAACCCUUGCUUUGUAUUAAUGGACUUGAGGCUUUUCUUCUUUGUUUAAUAGCUUUAGCAUCAAUGGUAUAAGGCAGACAGAUGCUAUGCUAAGUUUUUAGCUAAGC